Molecule: messenger RNA, 1088 nt
Organism: Conger conger (European conger)
Lineage: Eukaryota; Metazoa; Chordata; Actinopteri; Anguilliformes; Congridae
Gene: psmb12
Product: proteasome 20S subunit beta 12
Exons: 6
Coding region: 284-937 (217 amino acids)
Cellular component (GO): proteasome core complex
Molecular function (GO): threonine-type endopeptidase activity
Source: RefSeq, a predicted model, not a curated record
CCACUUUCAACUGUGUGGUGGCGCUUCUUUCAGGUAGACGAGACUCUGCCAACGUCAUCGAUCGAAGAAAUUGAUUGUUUAACGCGAAUAGUUUAUCGGUUUAUUUUAAUACAUUGAAGUAUAACUAUAAAGGCGUCAUAAUAAUUUACAACAACAGCGCUUCUUCAAAUAAUUCCUCUAGUCCGCGCUGUUUCGAUUCACAUACUCCAGGUUCCACUUGCUGUUCUAUCGUGCACAUAUUUGGUACUUUAAUUUGAACUUUUCCUCAGACAAAAAAGAAGAAAUGAGUAGCGUUAAUAACGAAUGGCGAUCCGCAGCAGUUAGUACGGGGACCACUAUAAUUGCCGUGCGUUACGAUGGAGGGGUUGUGAUUGGAUCGGACUCGCGAGCCUCGAUGGGAGGUGAGUACGUGUCUUCGAGGGUGAUCAACAAAGUGGUACGGAUCCACGACAAGAUAUUCUGCUGCAUGUCGGGGUCUCUGGCCGACGCCCAGGCCGUCACCAACGCGGUCAUCCACAAGCUCAACUUCCACAGCAUGCAGAUGGGGGAGCCGCCCCUGGUGCAGUCUGCCGCCUCCAUCAUGCGCGAGUUCUGCUACGGCCACCGUGAUGAGCUGAGCGCCGGCUUCAUCGUGGCGGGAUGGGACCGCAAGCGGGGGCCUCAGGUGUUCGAGGUGUCUCUUGGAGGUAUGGUUGUAGAGCAGGAGUUCACAAUCGGAGGUUCAGGAAGCACUUAUAUUUAUGGAUACGUGGAUGCCAAGUUCAAGCCAGAGAUGACCAGGGAACAGUGUCUCACCUUCACCACAAACGCCAUCACACUAGCGAUGGACCGGGACAACGUGAGUGGCGGAGUGGUCCACCUCGCCGUGGUAACGGAGUCGGGCGCCGAGAGACAGCUGAUCCCUGGCAACAAACUGCCCUUCUUCAAUCGCAUAUAAUGCUUGUCAUUAAAAAAACCCACCAAUGAAAUGAGAUUUUUGCAAGGUGUGUCCACCUUCCGCUGAGGCUGGAGGUGUGUUUGGAGAAGGCUGCAUCUUUGUUUUAAAAUAAAAGAAUAAUGACACUGUUAAAAUAAAAUGUUGAAAGACA